This is a messenger RNA of Lactuca sativa (garden lettuce), 1899 nucleotides long. RefSeq lists its product as uncharacterized. Lineage: Eukaryota; Viridiplantae; Streptophyta; Magnoliopsida; Asterales; Asteraceae. The record is from RefSeq and is a predicted model, not a curated record.
AUGCCUAGAUCUUUUCGUACAGGUACACCAUUGCCAAUUGACUCGGAGAUAGAGAAGACUGCAAAGAAGUUAAGGAAGCAAGCAAAGCUUCGUAAGAGGCAACCAGUUUCCGGUAAUUCUUCAUCAUCCAAUCCCCCGGUCAUUAACAUUUGGGAGGAUAUUCCCCUCUCAAGUGUGUCCGCAUCCGAAACAGAAAGUCCAUCACCUUCAUCUCAACCAUCCUCAUCCAGAAAUACCACCCCACCCUCUUCACCUACUCAUCACAACCCAAACACUACACCCAUAGAAACUUCAACCACUACUCAUACCAUGGGAGACAACCAUGGAGGGAAUCCGCCUCCAAAUCCACCACCCGAACAAACCCUUCACCAAUGGGCGAGGCAAGAGGUUACUCAACAACCUCUUUGCAUCUCCUAUCCGGCAGCCACAAACCUUGAAUUAAAAUCCGGUCUCAUUCACUUACUCCCAACCUUUAGAGGCUUAGAAAAUGAAGAUCCCCACAAGUUCCUCACGGAGUUCCAUGUUGUGUGUGUUGGCAUGAAACCGCACAAUGUCACUGAAGACCAAAUCAAGCUUAGGGCAUUCCCCUUUGCAGUGCAAGACUCAGCAAAAGAUUGGCUUUAUGACCUUCCACCGGGGAUGGUCAACACAUGGGUAGAUCUUGCACGCCUCUUAUUAGACAAAUACUUCCCAGAAAUGAAAGCCUCAGCCCUAAGAAGAGAGAUAAUUGGGAUCAAACAACACAAAGGAGAAACCUUUCAUACAUAUUGGGAGAGGUUCAAAAAGCUUUGUGCCCGUUGCCCAAAGCAUGGUAUUAGUGAGUAUCAAAUCCUUCAAUACUUCAUUGAAGGCAUGACUCCUUGGGAAAGAAGACUUCUUAAUGCUUCAAGUGGAGGAUCUUUAACUGACAAGACCCCAACGGAGAUUUGGGAUCUCAUAAAAAACAUGGUGGAGGAUUCAAAGCAUACUAGUCAAUAUGAAGAUUGGUACACAGAUGCACCUCGAGGUGUAAAAGAGGUGCACACUCCUCAAAUUGAAGCUCAACUAUCCGAGUUGACUAAGGUGGUAAUGAUGCUUGCUAAGGACAAAGGUGUGCAAUCCACACCCCGUCCCUGUGGCAUUUGCACUCAAGUGGGACACCCGACUGAUAUGUGUCCUCAAUUGCAAGAAGAAGAAUAUGAAGAAGCAAAUGUUAUAGGAGGCUAUUCCGGGCAUAAUCAAAGAACUUAUGAUCAGCCCCGAGGCAAUCAAGGGUGGAACAACAACCAAAACAUGGGUUAUCAACAAAGACCCCCACCCCAUUACCAAGUAAGGCCUCCAUUCCGACAACAAAAUUACCAACCGAGGCAACUACAACCUCCUCCUCAACAAGCUGGAUCCUCAAGUAUGUCCUUAGAAGACAUAGUCAAAAGCAUUGCCACCAGCACCCAAAGUUUUCAGCAAGAGACCAAGGCAAGCAUCAAGAAUCUUGAGCAACAAAUGGCACAACUUGCUCAAUCGGUGAGCAAAAUAGAGAAUCAAGGAAAGCUACCUCCUCAAACUGAAAAGAACCCAAAGCACAAUGCUUGUGCAAUUAGCUUGAGGAAUGGAAAGAAAUAUGACGGCCCGAAGAUGCCCGAAGAAGAAGAAGAGGAGUUGGUGAUAGAAGAACCACCAAAGAAGGAUGAAAAGAAAGAAGAAAUGGUGGAGAAAAAGAAACCGGAAGAGAAAGAAGCAAAGAUCACACCACCACCUUUUCCAUCAAGAUUGAGCAGCAAAAAAAAAGAGAGAGAAGAUAGUGAAAUCAUGGCAAUGUUCCGGAAAGUUGAAGUCAACAUCCCUCUCUUAGAAGUGAUCAAACAGGUACCUAGUUAUGCUAAGUUUCUUAACGAACUUUGCACAUCUAAAAAGAAGCUGUGA